Astrephomene gubernaculifera is the source of this 2770-nucleotide messenger RNA. The record is from the annotation of a GenBank genome assembly. NCBI's taxonomy places the organism in Eukaryota, Viridiplantae, Chlorophyta, Chlorophyceae, Chlamydomonadales, Astrephomenaceae.
CUGUGGUCUUUACAGUGACAUGUUCUUUCGUUCUUAUGUCCCAAUGCUUUCAGCUACCGGCAUCUAUUUAUCCUAGCACCGAACUUCUACGGAGCAGCAGCUAGACUUUUGCAAACCAUGAGCCUUAACAAGGACUACCAAUCCGAAAAACGUCUGUCUUCUUCUAUUCCAAGCUUUUCUUUUGCUUUAAGCGUUGAAGCCUCUUCGACCGAGGAACAUGAAGCCCUCAUGGGCCCGAACCCACUACGUUGGGCUGCCAGGCAAAGCGCACUGAGGAGGUUAUUGCGAGGCUGUGGAGCAACGGUGUUGGUCUUCAUAGUUGUGCUAAGCAUUUUGACCUACGACAAGUGGGGCUACUUGGUCUGGCCUCCGACGAAGGGGCCAACACCCUCCAGCCUCCAACAGCAACAGCCAGCAGCCGAGUCGUCCGCAGGGCAGCUGCCGGCCGCCCUGCAGCACGAGCCGGUUGCAGCCCAGCAGGUGACCCGGCGGGUCGUUCGGAUCCUGGCGGGCACCUACAACAAGACCAAGUUCCAAACCCUAGCCUUCAAUGGCAGCAAAUGGGGCCCCACGCUGCGCCUCAUUCUGGGACAGUCCUACCAGAUCGACGUCACCAACGUGGACAUUGACCCAGGGGUCACCGUCCACUGGCAUGGCUUGGACCAACUGAACAACGCAGCAGCUGACGGUACCGCGGGCCUCACCCAGACACCCAUUUGGGUGGGUGAGACGUACCGGUAUAACUUCAGCGCGUCGCCUGCAGGAACGCACUGGUACCAUUCCCACAUGGAUGGACAGUUUGGCGAUGGUUUGCGGGGGCCGUUGGUGGUUGUGGAUCCAGAGGAUCCGUUGGCGGACCUGUACGACGAAGAUCUCGAGGAUCACGUGAUGCUGCUGGCAGACGUGUUUGGCGUUACGGUGGCGCAGCAGUUGCAGGCGUUACAAAAGUACGGCAUGUCUGGUAUGGGGCCGGGCAUGGAGGGCAUGGAGGAUAUGGGGCCGGGUGGUGGCGGAGGGGUCGGCAUGCGAAGGAGAGCAAGCAGCAGCGGUGGCAGCAGCGGUGGCAGCAGCGGUGGCAGCAGCGGUGGCAGCAGCGGUGGCAGCAGCAGUGAGGGCGGUACGUAUGAGGGAAGCAGCAUGGGUCGCAGAUUGAGUGCAAGUGCCGCCGCCGCAGCUGCCGUCAGCAUUUCCCAACGUCGAGCGUUGACAUCGCACACCGACGAGCAUCAGCAGCAGCAGCAGCAGCAGCAGCAGCAAGCGGAACAGCAACCGCAGCAGGACGAAGAGAAAGUCGAGGACGAGGAGGCGAUGGAUAUGACGCCCCUGUGCCCCCCGGAGGUGCUUGAUCAGGACAUAUCGGAUGCGCCCUGGUACGCUGCGGAAGUCAACGGCGAGUCCUUCACCACCACCGGCCGGGCUGCCGUGUUCCGGGUGCACCCCGGUCGGCGCUACCGCUUCCGAGUCAUCGGCGGCAUGUCCUCAUGGGCGCUCAAGGUGGGUGUGGAGCGGCAUGGCGUGACGCUGAUAGCGCUGGAUGGGCGGCCCAUCGCACCGGCAGCCGCGCAGUCGUUCCUGCUGACGUCGGGGGAGCGAGUGGACUUUGUGCUGACGGCAGACCAACCCGUCGGUAACUACUGGAUAAACGUGAGCACCCUGCACGGCAUGAACUCCCCCGCAAUCCUGUCGUACGAGGGAGCUCCCGACCCGCGGACCGACCCGCGGGUCGCUGCUGCCGCCUACACCCGCAACCUCACCUGCAGCAGCGGGGUGGGCGGCCAGGAGGGCUUCCUGGACCUUAAGAAUGCGACCCUGCAAGCGGGCCCCGGCGUCCCGCCUCCUCCGCAGACCAGCAACAAGGCCUUCACGCUCUUCCUGGCCAAUGCCGCCGAAGCCGCCUCCCAGAUGCCCCCCGGCUUCCCCUCCCGAGCCGCCCAGCCGGGUAACGUCUACGGCCUACCGCCCUCUAGCGCCGCCCUCGCCUUCGCCCUCGCCUCCUCCUCCUUCUCCUCCUCCUCCUCCUCCUCCUCUGGCCUGCUGCCCGAGGGAGCUACUGCGGCUGCUGCGGCUGCUGCGAACGGCUCCAGCACCGCCACCACCCCCUCACCUGCUGCUGCUGCUGCCGCCAGCUGUCCGCGCCUGGCGGAUGGGCGGCCCACCAGGUACUGCUGGUCCAUCAAUUGGAACGUCUUCCAGCAGCCCGCCUCGCUGCCAAUGCUUGCCCUGAUGACGUCAGCAGCAGCAGUCCCGCCCCCCGCAUCCCGUGUUGGUACUGGGAGUCCGCAUGACGUCAACGGCAGCAGGAGCACCAGCACCCGCAGCACUGCAGGUGACCAGGCGGGAAGCAGCAGCAACAGCAGCUCCCCCAACGUGGGAGGUGGUGGAGGAGGUGGCGGUGACGCCAGCUACCACAUCCUGAUAGACCAGGGUGAUGUGGUGGACCUGCUGCUCGUCAACCCCUCCCGCAUGACGCACCCCAUGCACCUGCAUGGAGCGGGAUUCUGGGUGCUGGCGGCAGGCAAUGGCAACAUUCUAGAUGCGGCAGAUGACUCCCUGAACAGCAGCGUACUGCUCGGCAACAACAACAGCAGCAGCAACAGCAGCAGCAACCGCAAGAACAGCAGCAGCAGCAGCAGCAGCGGCGGCAACAAGAGCCUUAACUUUAACACGCACAAUCCGGUGUUUAGAGACACGGUGCCGGUACCGCAAAGUGUUGCCAUCCGUGCGGGCGACGGGAGUGAGCGGGUGGAGAACAACAGCCCCGAGGGUUAUG